AUGUCGCGAUCCCUCCCAGACGAAUGGGACGAUGAACUUCAAGAUGACGACGAGCUUCAAGAGGUUUCCAGGCGGGAAAGCAUCUCUCGCCAUACCAACGACAGUGAUGAUGCCUUUACCUUUGUGACUAUGGAUUCCGAAUUUGAAGAGCAGACUAUCGAAUCAUCGUUGCCAGAAGAGAGCAGUCCAACGAAGCCCUUCCACAAACGACCCACUAUGGCACGGCAACUGAGUCGCAUCGAAGAUGGAGAAUCGAUAGAGUCGCCAGAUUCUUCCUAUGCUUCUUCUUCCUCCUCGUCGUCUUUGGAGCCUCCUCCGGGACACACAGAAACCUCUGCCGAUGGAUUUCGGCAACGUUUGAAUGAUGCAAUGAGUAGUCAGGAGGACGAUGGUGAAACUAGUGAUGACAGCAGCAACAGGAGCCACAGUAGCAGCAGUUCAUCAUCCUCUUCUUCAUCAUCAUCAUCUUCUUCUUCGGCAAGUCAGGCAACUGAUGGUGAAGAAGAAUCACGGCAUGAUGAGAAUGCUGCAAGUAGUAAAUCUUCCUCCAGCAUUGAAGCACCACCCGGUAUCAAUGGUAGUCAAAAGUCCCAUGACAGUGACUCACAUUCGCUCGAGCAGGACUCCUUUGAUGAUGCUUCGUAUUAUGUGCCCUUGAAACCCUCGAAACCAAGGUCGAGCAUUCUGAAAAAUGCAAAUGAUGCCAACUAUGAAAAACCUCCUGGGGAGGGUUCCAUGACCUUUGGUGACGAUUUUCAACAAGCCAUGGCCCCAGCGGAUCAAGAAAUUAUGAUGGCGAGCAUGCGAUCACUAGUGCAAGAAAAAUUGACCGAAGGGAGGGUUUUUGAGAAGGACAGUGACAUGCACAAGUCGGUGAAUUAUGUCAUGCAAAUGACCACCAAGGGCAUUCGGGAUUUCCUAGAGAAACCCUUGCCUUCUACUACGGACGAUGAACAAUCCGUUGACACCAACUUUUUCAGUGCCGACGAUACGGAAUUGUUUGAAGUGGUAACACUGGGGGAAUCAGUGUCGACCCGAAGUGACAGACACAACAAUGAAUAUUCGGAACGGAGUGCCCAUACCUACUCGGAACGAAGUAUGCUCAGCAUGCCCGAAAUUGCGGAAGAACCGGAAACGAAAAGCAUCGAUGCCUCCUUGGACGAUGACAUUAAAACGGACACGGAUUCCAAAGCCCAAAGCGCAUCUUUGGCGACGGGAACGGAUACGGACUCCAAGAUGUAUAGUGCAUCCGUAUCCAUUGCAACCUUUGAUGACCUCAAGACCGAAACAAGUUCGGUAGAUUAUGAUGCCAAAACGGGACAAAGCGCAUCUGUUUCCAUUGGAACCUUUGAUGAUCUCGGGACGGAAACGACGUAUAUUGAACCUCUAAAGGAUGAGACUGCUGCUACUAUUCCAAAACUCGUGGCGCAGCAGGACAAUAGUGUUUCGACCCGAUUGAGUGUGGCUUCCACCUCUGUCUCCGAUAAUUCGAAUAGAGACAAGAUUGCUUCGCCGGCCAAGGAAGAAGAACCGGCUGCCAAUACCACCGCCAAAGCUUUUUGGAAGAAACCGCCUUUGCCAACCUUUAAUAGCGAGGUGGCCAAGAUUGCCAAAUUGAAGCCAGUCAAUGAACAUCCAACAGUUGCGUCCAAGAAUGUUGAAACUGCUGCAACUGCCGCCAAGGCAUCAAGUGUUGGAAAUGAUAAAACGAGCAAUGUACCGACAUUCUUGAAGAAGCCACCAAUUCGAACCUUUGCGGCUGAGGCUGUCAACAGUUCUCUCCGCAAAAGUAUUGCAGCCAAAGCUACUACUACCCCGACAAAGCUGCCAGUGUCCAAGGACAUGCCAUCAAUGAUGCCCGCCACUGAUGACGAUGAUUCUUCGUCAAGUUCGAGCGAUGACUCGUCAGCGUCGGAAGCACCGUCGUGGAUGAAAUCAAUGAAGGCGGCAGCCAAGACACCGCCCAAAGUCCCGUCCAAGCAAGUGGAAUCGACGCCUUCCACGGCAGGAGCAAGCAAGACGACACCAGUACCGCCCAAGAGCAAACCAUCACUGGCAGCAACCGCCAAUGUCUUUGCCAAAUUGGCAGCCCUUGACAAGGGAUUCAAAGCAGCAAAACCAACGCCAACGCCAGCACCAGUACCAGUCCAAGCUUCUGCUCCUAGAGUGAUAGCAAGCACACCACAACCCAAGCUAAAUUCGAAAUUUGGGUCACUGCUACCUCCUCCAGAUGAUUCCUCCUCCAGCGACGACGACUCGGACGACGAUUCUUCAAACGGUGGCAAUGGUGGAUUGGAUUGGAUGAAUAAGUUCAGUGCUAAAAAGUUGGAUGUGGAGACAAAGUCAGACCCAAAGAAGGCAGUAGAUGAAAAGUCAGAAACUGCUAAGGAAGGGGAAAAGAAGGAAACCAAACCCAAAGUCUCUAACAAAGUGGCAGCUCUGGCGCAAUCCCUAAAAAAGGAAUCGACCAAACCAGCCCCCAGCAUCAAUGCACCAAAAAAGUCGGAUACUGCCACAUUCAAGAGUAUCAAGGAGCGAGCCAAAGAGGUCAAUCCAGGAUUGGAGCUUAAGUCGGAAAAGAAGGAAGCCGAAAAGAAAGUGGCAGAAAAGGAGGUAGAAAAGGAAGCAGAGCCUUCUAAGAUUGUGGAAGUCAAUGAACAGGCGAGCAUCGACAAUAGUGCCAUGAAAAUCGAUCAUUCGAUCUUUGGACGCAAGGUCAAGACCAAGAAACCGGGAGACUCCACGUUGAUGAGUUGGCGCAUGCUUCAGAAUCAAAAGGAACAGGUCCAAGAACGGAUCAAGAGGGCCAAAGAGCGCAAAGAUAACGAUGAAGAUUCCUUGGAAGAAGUGUUUGAGAGACGGGAUUCAGAAGCAUCCAUGAGCGACUCCGCCGUCGCGGCCCUAUUUUUUGGAGCUGGAGGAGAUGCCCCGGGCUCGCCCCGUCCAACACUGGGAAAGCGGCAAUCCUCAAGAUCCAGUUUGAAUAACUCGGCAGCUGCGCUCUUUGGUUUCGCAGCAGGUUCUCCUAGUCCGCGGAGAUCUAUCCGACAAAGCAUUUCCAUGGGAGAUAAUUCAGCUGCAGCAUUGUUUGGAAUGGGAGGGGGGGCAAUGUCACCCAGUCCACGCCAGUCGACUCGAAAAAGUGCUUCCAUGAACAACUCGGCAGCUGGCCUAUUUGGCUUAUCUAGUCCAAGGAGGGGGAAACGACCAUCCACAACUGUGAACAGCUCUGCCGCUCGAGAAUCCUUAGGCAUGAACAACUCGUCAGCUGCAUUGUUUGGUGCGGGAGCAGCCGCGUCUCCUACUCCAGAAAAGACGUCAAUGGAUAGCAGCCACAUGGAAAAGUCGGCGGCGGCUCUAAUCAACACGCCAGCCAAAGAUGCAGCUUCGGAUAGCUCUUCCUCUGACGAUAGCACUGCGAAUGAAAAAGCCAAACCGGUGGAGCAAGCUUCGGCUACAUUCCUACCAGACAACGAUAGCGAUGACAGCUCUGCCGCAUCAGAUGACAGCAGUACACUUCCAGACAUCGCAGCAAUACAAGCUAUGGAUGAUGAUCAUUCUGAAACAUUAGACGACAACAUUGGUGUGCCGGAAACGCCACAAAGUCAAGACAGCGAUGAUGACAGUUCGGCAUCACCGGUGCCCAUCGUUGAAAUGCCAGAACCCCCACAGCCAGAAAUGACCGAACCAGAAAGUUUGGAAGACGACCCACCGGAAGUUGCAAUGCCACCAAAUGCAGAGCCUGAAGCGGAAACGACACAAGGUUCGGACGAUGAUAGUGAUUCCGAUUCCGAUUCGUCUGAUAGCGACAGUGAUUCUGACUCCUCCAAUGCCGAGGUAAAUACCGAGGAGAACGAAGUGGAAUUUCCAACCACAGAAGUUCCACCGCCUGAUGAUGAUGAUGUUCCUUAUCCAACCACGGAAGUUCCGCCGCCGGAUGAUGACGAUGUUCCUUUUCCGACCACGGAUAUUCCGCCGCCUGAUGACGAGGUUCCCUAUUAUUCACCCGCUCAAGCAGAAGCGCCUGCCAGCGAGGACCUUCUCAUUUCAUCGGACCAGGACAACGACGAUAGUUCAUCCUCCUCCUCCGAUAGCAGCAGUAGCUCUUCCAGUAGCUCCUCAAGUGGCUCCUCAAGUGGCUCCUCGAGCAAUUCUUCCAGUAGUGGAAGUUCCUCUAGCGAUUCUUCCAGCUCCUCGUCAUCAUCAGCGUCAGAAAACUUUGAGGCAGUGACAUUCAGUCCGAAGUUGACGAAACAAAUUUCGAUGAGGCAAAUGUCAUCAUCGUCACUGUCAUUUAGCUUCGACGAUCUCGAUAAGUCUCCAAUCAAGGAGGAACUGGAGGGAUCGGUACAGUCUUCCUCAGGUGAAGAUGGCCAGAACACAACUAAUUCGAGAAGUGAAACGAAUGGUGGUACUGAUACGAAAAAGAAAAAAGGGAAGAAAGGCAAGUCAGGUGGGAGCAGGAAAGCCAUCGAAACGAAAGGAGACGAGGCAAAGGGAGAUGGCAAGAAAAAGGGAAAGGGAAAGAAAAGAGCAUCAAAAGCCUCCGCAAGCUCAAGCAAAGUCGACUCGACAAGAAGUGGCUUGGGACCAGAGGACGAGACAGUGAUUGAUAUUGGCGUGGAUGGCAAAAUUGAGGACGAAAACGAUCCUUUUGCCAGUUCAUGGAAAAGCCAUGGCGCCAAAAGUGAGGACGAGAAAGAUCCUUUUGCUAGUUCGUGGAAAAGCCUUGGUGCCAAAAGUGAGGACGAGAAAGAUCCUUUUGCGAGUUCGUGGAAAAGUCAUGGUGCUUCCAACGACACCAAUAUUUUUGACACAGGGUCGGCAAGUGGAAGUAAAUCAUCUGAAUCAGAUGAAGAACAAAGCGUUGUGCAAAAGCCGACCAAGGAGGCGGAUUCGAAAGAGAUUAAAAGCAAGUCGAAAGGAGGCCUAUUCAAGAGAAUUGCCGCUUUGUUUUCAAGAAAGAAAAAAGACAAACCGAACAAGACGGAGAGCGAAAAUCAAUCUCGAAUGGAGUCCAGUAAAAAGAAGACUGAUCAAGCAAAGUUGGAUAAAGACAGUAAGCAACAAGGAAAGAGCAAGAAGAAAAGCAGCAACAAAACGAAAGCGGAUUCUUUGAGAAAAAAGAAACGAGCUAUAGAGUCAAGGCACGCUUCAAAAUCCAAAAGCGCCAAGACUAGACGUUCGAGAAAGUCUGGUUCUGGUAGAGUUAGCAGUGAUCGAAUCAAGAAGUUGAAGGAGACAAAGCGCAAACUAGAGUCCCACGGCUCUUCAGGGAAGCGGGACAGGCGUACCUCUUCAAAUCGACGUCCUCGUUCCCGUUCCAGGGAUAAGUAUCGUUCACACGAAACGAUGAAUGCUCAUUACAGGAGUGGCGGGACCAGCGGCAAAGUCAUGGAAAUGCUUGAAACUCCACCUUCGUAUACAAUGUUUCAACCUCACAGUCAACCGUACGACAUGACAAAGAUGUAUGACAUUUCCGAAAUGAUCAGGGCACCAACCGACACUCAUUUGGUUUCAGCUCAGCAUCGGAAAACUUUGACCCAAGUGGAACUUAUAUCUCCCCCGACAAUGAAAAGACCGGUUAGAAUUGAAAAGGUUAGACACUCCACUCUUGCCUUGGAGGGUGUCAUUGCUUAG
Cylindrotheca closterium is the source of this 5640-nucleotide messenger RNA. The record is from the annotation of a GenBank genome assembly. Lineage: Eukaryota; Bacillariophyta; Bacillariophyceae; Bacillariales; Bacillariaceae.